UAAAGCUAGGCAACAAUUAUUUUUCUGUGACAAUGGCCGGAUAAUGGGCUUGUAAAAGCUUAUCCUAGCUUGCUUCUUUCUUCUUCUUCUUCCCUCUAAAUUCACCCUCUAGACGCCUCUCUCCACCCGAGAAUCCUAACUUCCUCCGGCCGCCACCUUCAGCCACCUACCGCCGAUUGUAGCCAGCGUAUUUGUCUUCAUCACCUUAUCCCUCUCAAAUUCCUAAAGUUUCGCUUUUUCUUGCCCUGUAAAUAUACUACUUCUGGCACGCUUGGUGCCAGCCCGACCAUUUUUUUUCUCCUUUUCAAUUAUUUCAUCGAACAGUUUACAGGCAUCCAUGUAGACCACCAAAACGCAAUGGUGUUCGCGCUAUAAUAGUUUUUUGUGUCAUUCACUUCGUUCCUCCUUCUAUAAAUUUGUCAUUUUUGAAAACAAAAAGUGAUGUUAAAGGUAAACCCUUUUGGCCCUUCACUCUCAAUGUUUAAUAAAAUCCCAUUUUCUUUACUUUAUCGGCGUGGUUUCCGGCGCGCUUUUCGCAUCUUUGAGGCUGGCCAUUGUAAUUCAUUUGCCAAACCUGUUAGUAUUGCGAACGUUAAUGUAAAUUUCUUUGCUGUUGAUAAAACAAGAAACUUAUCUGCGGUUGCUACUGCUAAGAAAUCAGGCUUGAAUGCGUCUAGUAGUAGUAGUAGAACUAAUGAAAUGACCAACAAAGCAAAGAAGAAAGCACGAAUGGAAUCACCUGAGUUUCUGCUUAAAAUUAAGCUUGAUAUGUGCUCGAAGCACGGCAAACUUGAGGAAGCGCUUCGUUUGUAUGAUGAAAGCAUCAGUAACGGGGUUAGUCUGAAUCUGCACCAUUACAAUAUGUUGCUUUAUUUGUGUGCUCGUGAAGCGAGUGGAGAUGGGAGUCAGUUGAAUGAGUUGAAGGAAUUAGGACUGAAGAGGGGUUUUGAGAUUUUUCAGAAAAUGGUUGGAGAUGAAGUUUCUCCCAAUGAGACUACUUUUACAAGCAUGGCAAGGUUGGCAGUAGCAAGGGAAGACCCGGAUAUGGCUUUUGAAUUGGUGAAGCAGAUGAAGAGUCUUGGAAUCCCGCCGAGACUAAGGUCAUACGGGCCGGCUUUGCUUGGAUUCUGCGAGAAAGGGAAUGCAGAGAAAGCAUAUGAAGUGGAUGCUUAUAUGUUUGAAUCAGGGGUGACGCCUGAGGAGCCUGAGCUCUCAGCUCUUCUGAAAGUUAGCAUCAAUACGAAGAAGGCCGACAAGGUGUAUGAGAUGUUGCAAAGAUUGCGAGCCUCAGUGAGGCAAGUCUCGGAAUCAACCCUUCAAGUUGUUGAGGAUUGGUUUAAAUCAAAGGAUGCUGCAAGUGUUGGGGCUGAAAAAUGGGAUGUGAAGCAGAUAAAGGAAGCAGUUAUAGGAGGAGGAGGAGGGUGGCAUGGGCUAGGGUGGCUUGGAAGUGGGAGAUGGAGGGUGGUGAGGACUGAAAUGACUGAGAAUGGUGUGUGUCGUUCCUGUGGUGAGAAGCUUGUUUGUAUUGAUAUUGAUCCAAAAGAGACGGAGAAUUUUGCUGCUAAAUUAACUGAGUUGGCAUGCAGUAAAGAGGUUAGAGCUGAUUUCGUUCAGUUCCAGGAGUGGUUGCAGCAGCAUGGACCAUUUGAUGCAGUUGUAGAUGGUGCAAAUGUGGCUCUCAUCAACUCAGAAGCUUUCAAUUUGAACCAGCUUAAAAAUGUUGUAAAUAAAUUACAACAAAUGAGUCCAACAAAAAGGUCUCCACUUAUUAUUUUGCAUCGAAGUCGGAUUGCACGGGAUCCUAAUAACAGGAAGUGGUUAGAGAGGUGGCAAAGGGCUGGGGUGCUUUAUGCUACUCCUUACGGAUCAAAUGAUGAUUGGUAUUGGCUAUAUGCUGCUGUUAGUUGCAAGUGUUUACUAGUGACAAAUGAUGAAAUGAGGGACCACUUGUUCCAGUUAUUAGGGAAUUCCUUUUUUCCAAGAUGGAAAGAGAAGCAUCAGGUUCGGUUAUCUAUGACGAGGACUGGUCUUGUGCUUCGUAUGCCACCCCCAUAUUCAAUUGUUAUUCAGGAAUCGGAAAGUGGUAGUUGGCACGUUCCUAGCAUAGCAGACGAUGAUCUUUUGACUCCAAGACAAUGGCUGUGUGCUUGUAGAAGCAAGAAAACGCCAUGAUUGCACUUGAACAAGCAAGUGGAAAAUCUGAAAGAGGGAAACAUGUAUUUUAUUCUUUUGAAGGUUAGAUGCUGCAAUUUAACAUAAUUUUUUUAAUGUAUUUUGAUGUUUCCAAAUUCAUGUUCUAAUAAAUAUUAUUGUAAAACUAGAAAAAGAAUAAUGGAAGGAUUUUGACCGAGAAAAUAUUUAUUAUGAAUAUAUUACAAGUUUUAUACAA
Messenger RNA from Gossypium raimondii (Peruvian cotton), 2389 nucleotides. Its product is annotated as proteinaceous RNase P 1, chloroplastic/mitochondrial. The record is from RefSeq and is a predicted model, not a curated record. Lineage: Eukaryota; Viridiplantae; Streptophyta; Magnoliopsida; Malvales; Malvaceae. Gene Ontology annotation, biological process: tRNA 5'-leader removal. Gene Ontology annotation, molecular function: ribonuclease P activity; protein binding. The transcript has 6 exons. The coding region runs from base 442 to 2172 and encodes 576 amino acids.